AUGUCCCUCAAGGACAUUGGAAAGUACGAUGUAUCUGAAGAGGCGCAAGCUCUCAAAGAUAAAUUAGCAAGCCAAGACACCGAGAAUGCAGGCCUACGAAGCCGCCUUAUGAAGAGAGAGGCUGAGCUAGAGGAGUUAAAGACAUCGUUAAAUGAAACAUUGUACAAGCUCAGCACCGAGGCUGAUCGUGCUCUCAGGCUUGAAAGCGAUCUGGCGCGGCGCUCAGACGAACUCAAGAUCGAGAAAAUGGCUUCUAGGAAUGGAGAAGCUGCACUUCUUGCUGCGCAGGAUAGACUGAAAGCUGAAGAACGAGCAGCACGAGAGCUCGAGGCAACGCUUGACACCAUGUCUUGCCAGUCUGAGUCAGUCAGGGCUCAGACUUUUAAACUGGAGACAGAGAAGCGAAAUAUGGAGUCUCGCGUGCGUGAGCUAGAGAGGAUGUUGGAAAGUACGAAACCCCAGCCAACAGCUAACUCUCGAUUGCCGCAGCGAAGUGGGAGGCCUCGGUCUUCCUCUACCUUGCGCGACAUGGAAAUGAAACUCACUCGAGCUCAGGAAGAUCUUGUCAAGACACAGAAUACGCAAUUUUCAGUGGAGAAGGCUAUGCAGGCCCGUAUCGCGGAGCUCGUAUCAGUAAUCGAGGAUAAGAAUGAGGAGCUAGAGGUGCUGAAAUCAAGUCAGGGCGCGGGGAACGCAAUGGAGAGGGAGGAAGAGUUAAUGAAGAGGAUCGACGAAGAUGAAGUGAAGAUAAAGACAUUGGAAAGUCUCCUACGCGAGCAGCAGAGUGGACCCACACAGGCAGCGUAUGAUAAGCUGCAAAGAAGGCUACGUGCUGAAUCGGAGAAGCUUACCAGCUCAGAGAAGAGAUUGCAAGACCUGAUGAAGGAGAAAGAGGAAGCACAAGACGCAUGUACCAAUACACGCCAGGAGCUGGACAGAACGGAUCGGCUUCUUCAGGACAGCAAGGAGCGUAUUAGAGCUCUGACGGUCAUUGAGAGUGGAUUAAAACAAGAGAUUAUGGACCUUCGGAGCAAUGAGGAGUCAGCGCGGCGUUCGACGGCCACUGACCAGGACCAUAUGGAUAUCGAUGUUGACGACAUCCAAUCCAACUUCGACAGUAGCUUCCUGUACCCUAAUUGCUCGACUCCAUUGCCUUCGACGAAGGCCAAUGUUUCUGCUCACCCCGGUGACGCAACGCUCGCCAAUCACAUCGAAACAUUGCUCGCCGCUGUAGACAGAAUACGAAGCGAGCGAGAUGACUUACGACGCACCCUCGAAUUCUCCUCAACCGAGGCUCGAAUCACAGUCCAGACAUUGGAGAAGCGCAUCCACGAGCUCACACAGGAGGCGGAUGAGGCCUCAGCCUACAAUCGGCGAAACAAACGUCUUGUCCUUUUCAUCACAGCCCUGGGCGUCGUUGUGAAUCACCUACGCAGUCGUUUGCAUGCUGCUGAGCAAAACCAAGUCCUGGACCACUCCCAAUUAGUCGCAGAGCGAGAUGCCAUGUUACGAGACCUUCAAAGCAAGUUCGAGGUCUCGUGCCAGCAGUUGACCGUAUCGGAAGAGUCGCGUAACCACAUGCUCCUACUGGUCACAGAGCUGGAAGCCAAAGUUCAAUCUCUGGCUGCCGAAGUACAAGCAGCGGAGUCAUCUCACGAGGAUACCCGCGAUGCGCUCCAGCAAGCAGAGGAACAAUUAGUUGAUCUUACAAGAGCGUAUGAGAACAUCGAAUCCGAACGUAAUUCACUCAGCCUCCAAGUCACAAAUCUCCAAACAGACUUGGAGGCUGCACAGGAAGAAUUAACGGGCGCUCAUGGCCGCUAUAGCGCUCUGCAAGCGCAACAGUUAUCAACCAUGUCAGCAACUGGGGUAGCUCACGCGCUUCGUGAACAGAUACAGGAACUUGAAGGUCGUGUCAACCGCCGCACGGAGCAGAUCGGCGUUCACCAACAUGAUAUUCGCCGCCUGGAGACCAACCUCAAACUCCAGGAGGAACGGAUCUCGGAGAUGAUGUCGGAGCUAGAGAUGAUGUCCGCGCAGAAGGAAGCAAUGGUUGAAGACUGUGCAGAAGCUAGAGAUGCCCGCGACCAAGCCGUCAGCAACCUCGAGGCAGCAGAGCUUGAGGUGGAAAAGUUACAGGAGGAGAACGACAAUCUCAAAGCGACCCAUGACGGUGAGCUAUCCUCUAUGGUAGCCAUCGUGGCCAAAGCGAUGUCGAAUGCUCGCCACGCCCAAAGCAUGGUCGACCAGCACCUCAUCAACGAACCGCAGAUGUUAUCCAAGAUAGCUGUCCUUGAGGCCCAUAACUCGAAGCUCUCUGAAGAUAUAGGAGUGCUUGCUAGCGAGAAAGAAGGGCUUAUUCGAGACUUGGCAGAGAAUGUCGCAUCACUGAGUUGUCUUGGAGCUCUCCGGACAGAAGAACAUGCCGAAAUGGGUCAGCUAGUGGUCUCGCUUGCGACUGUACGCAAGGAAUUGAGCAACAGCGACUGCAAUUUGGAGAAUUCUCGUCAAGAGGUUGCAGCGUUACAAGCUCAACUUUCAUCUUUCCGCUGCGCACUCGAAGACAAAGCCGCCACUUUAGAAUCAUUGCACGACGAACUUGAUGAACUUCGCUCCCGCCAUCAGAUCACCUGCAAAACCUUGAGUAGAGCUCAGGACGACCUUCAGGAACGCAUUCAGGCGUCGCAAGCUGGCGAGAGUAACGCCGAGCUACAAGAUCUGCAUGCUCGUCAUGCUGUCGAGGUCGAGGACUUACAAGAGCGCCUCAAGCACACGGACCAAGAGCUCUCACAAGCUACGCAGCUUUUACAAAGUGCCGACCUUCGCUUUGCAGAAGUGCAGCAAUGUAAUCGAGAAUUGAGGAAUCAGAUCGCAGCUCUCACAGACGAUGCACAGAGAAGAGCCAAGACGCUUUCCAACACCCAGAACGAACUCGCUGCUGCCAAAGAGGAAUGCCAGCAUCUUGCAAGUCUCGUGGAACAGUCAACUAGCGAACUCAAACUAGCAAGGCAAACUCACAUUGACGCUCUGCGACAAGCAGAGCAACAGAUUCGCGAAUUGCAGGACGAUCGGGUGAAAAAAGUUGCUGUUCUCGAAGCAAAUGAAAGAGAUCUUCAAGACUUCCAACUUCGACAGGCGAAUGAGCAGGCUGAAGCUGAAUUAUCAAGUCUGCUGGCAGAGAAACAAUCGCUACAAGUAGAGACCACCAGCUUGGAAGCAGAGAUUCAGCGCUCGAUGUCGUUAACGAGAUAUCUGGAGCAACAAGUACGGGAGAGUGAAAUAUCUAAUUCCUCCCUCAAGGAGACCCUCGAACAGGUACAGCUUCGACUCGCUCAGUCUGAAAAGGCGGGCAAAGCGGCCGAACUUAACCUUGCACUCCAAAUAACACAACACGAGAAGGCAAUAUCAUCCCUCCGGUGGGAGUUGGACGCGGUCCGUUCGGAACCAAAACUUCAUGACAUCGUCGCUGAAUUGGAAGAGAGAACUCGCGAAAUGGAUCAGCUAUUGCAAAGCAAAUGUGCUGAAAUUGAAGACUAUGACGAUCGGAUAUUGGAGCAAGUGAAUUCGCUUGCAGCGAACAAGAAAUUGUCUACGAAAGUGGAAUCUCUGACACGCAAGGUACAGAACCUUCAAACCAAACUUGCUUCUGCCAAAGAAUCCGCGCAAACCUCACCGGCCAACCUCGCUGCAUCGUCUGUGCAAACAGUGCAGCCACUGCCCGUUGUCCCUCUUGUGCCUCGGGUGCCUGUAUUCACGGAUACUAAGCCAAUCUUGGGACGAGAUCGAGCCAUGUCAAACACCCCAGCAGCAUCCCAAUCACAAACACCGGAGAGGAAACCUAUGCAGUCAGGUAUGACGCAAACUGGAAUCCCUGAAGAGGAAGUACCGACAUCUGCGGGUAAGAAGAGACGCGCACCAGAACAUGAUGACAGGGACACUGUUCCACCCGAGGGCCGUUAUACGAGUGAUUCGGACAUGCAGGCGGCCACUACGCCACGUCUCCGGAGAACAUUGCACUCAAGCCGAUCCGGAUUUACGCCAAUACGCUCUGCCAGAAGCAUAACCAAUCUGCCUUCACCAGGAAGACGAGCCACAACUACUAUCUCAGACGUGACGAACAGUCCUCGGUCCACAUCUGACCCUCAAACCUCUAGAACUUCGUCUAAACGGACCUGGUUGGGGAAGAUCAGAGGCGGAGUGCCGCAAUCCAAUAAUCCAGGUGGCAGAGUUGUAUCCUCGCGAGGGAAUGUGUUUGAGAAGAUGCCAGAUAUUCCGAGAUCGUCAUGA
Molecule: messenger RNA, 4287 nt
Organism: Suillus fuscotomentosus
Lineage: Eukaryota; Fungi; Basidiomycota; Agaricomycetes; Boletales; Suillaceae
Exons: 10
Coding region: 1-4287 (1428 amino acids)
Source: RefSeq, a predicted model, not a curated record